Microbotryum saponariae is the source of this 2765-nucleotide messenger RNA. NCBI's taxonomy places the organism in Eukaryota, Fungi, Basidiomycota, Microbotryomycetes, Microbotryales, Microbotryaceae. The record is from the annotation of a GenBank genome assembly.
AUGCAAUCAAUUGAGUGGAGUCGAGUGAACGAUAUGGUCACGGGGACGGACGACGACGGUGAUGUGAGUUGAACUUGGGGAAUUUUCUCGCGUCUCGGGAUCGAGACUUCGGCUGACUCGACCUCGACGACUUUGUCUUCUUCUUCUUACUAAUACAUAGAUCUACGUCACGUCUUUCGGAGAGGACGAGCAGGAGGACGAAGACUCGACCUUCAUCGAGACAAGCACACCGUUGGACUCAAUCCCACCGACUCGAGGAUGCUCUCGACUUGCGAUUGUUCGGAUUUCGGAAGGGUAUUCUACAUGGGGGGCUAAGCAGAGGGGGGUAUGAGCAGUGGCGAGCAGGGGAUAUGAGGAUGAGUUUGUAAUGUAGUACAUUUGGGCAUCCUAGCCCGCCCCCCUAUUCCGAACCGAACCGGCCCAAUAGUGCGGUCAAAAGCAGAGCAAUUUGGCCAAAAACAGUUUAGCCUGGCCGAAUUGAAAGUUCGGGUGUGCAUAUAACGGUUCGCCGAUUUGGCGCGGGGAGGUAGGACCCGGGAAAGUUCAGCCCAAUGUGCGUCCGAUAGAUUUGUACAUUUCGGGCCCAUUUAUGCCAUGUGUAUGCUACAUGACGUAAUUUUUGAUGGUAGAGUAACUUUUUCAACACAGCCCGAUACUUUGGUCUUACACCGGAAUACAUACACCCCUUGGAAAGGGAUAUUCGGUGUACAAAUCGGCCUAAAAACGGGGUUUUUCGAGACGCACCUUCGGCUGAGCUUUCCCGGGUCCUGGGGAGGUUAGCGCAAUCGAGUGCCACCCCCCGGCACCGGUACCGCCCCGGCUUUCUGGGGUCCUACCAUAGCCUACCAUGGGCCUGCUCGAGCGCCCGCUGCUGGGCGCCCCGCGGCUCGACCCUCCUCUUCCUCCCGCUCUGAUCAACAGAACCAGCCCCCCGCGCGUCAUGACAACCUUGGUAUUGCGACACGUUUACGAGCCCGCCGUGCAGCUGUGCAGAACGGACAACGUGGUCAGCGCGAUGGCCGACCCGACGCUGAGCCCGCCCCACCACCACCUCCUCCUGUGCAAGGGCGCGUGCGCCGGGCUCGAAUCGCGCUCAAACCCCUCAAGCCCCAUGUUUCGAUCCGCGACGACCUCGGCCCCCAGACGGCCGUGUGCACCCACUGCAAGGCUCGGCACUGGGAGUGCGAAAGGUCGAAGUCGACCGGACAUUUCAGCACGUGCUGCUCGCAGGGCAAGGUGCGGCUACCUCCCCGUCCCCAGCCCAAUCUCGAGUAUCGGCAGCUUCUUGAAGGCUCGGAUAGCGGUCAGUUGCUCCGUCCAACAACAUUCGUCUGCAGUAGACCUACAUGCUGAACUGUGCGACAAGUUUUCCCACGACAAUCUUCCCACGCACACAGAAGCUAAAGCGUUCCGCGAGAACGCCCGGUCGUACAACAACGCGUUGUCGUUUACUUCGCUCGCUGCCCACUGGGACCAAACUCAAGUGGGCACGCUAGGACCCCCCGUGUUUCGCGUGUUUGGUCGCCUCUAUCAUCGACCCGGCGCCCUGAUCCCUGCCGUGAAUCAACGCCCAGCCUUUGCUCAAACAUGGCUCAUCGACCCGGCCGAGGCGACCGACACUCGACUUGGACCCGACGGCGCAGACAGUCGCAUGCAACGAUCUACUUUGACCAAGCUCGACUCCAUCCUGCGUAUCGGCAAUCGCUUUGUGAGGGAGUUCGCAUCAGCCAAAGCUCGCGCAGGUUGGGAUACGGCCAAAGAGUGGGUCCUGCGCCUCUGCCUACCACCAGGCCGACACCGACGCACCCACAACCUUCCUACGUCAAGCACGGAAAUGGCGAUGCUUAUCUGCGAUUCCGACACCAACACGGGAGGUCAUGGAAAGACCUUAUCUCCAGGUGCUCGGUGAUCGAUGUUCAGACGGUCGGCCCAAGUACCAAGUCAUCCGCUCGCUCCAUCCGUCUGCGUUGCCUCUCCGGUACCCACUACUAUUUCCUGCAGGGGAAGAUGGCUUCCACCCCAACAUUCCUCGUUGCGGGUUUCACCAAGCUGGGCUGCCAAUCGCCAGAAACCGAGAGCAGAUCGACAAUGGUGUCCGAUUGCGCGAGGUACUUGCCGGCCUCGGUCUGGAUGACGAAGACGAAGAGGAGGACGAAGACCGCGACGAUGAGGAUGAAGACGGCGAGGAAGGGGACGAAGAGAAUGGUGAUGGUGAGCGUACGCGUCUUCGGCUCUUUUUCCGAUGUUCCAUCAAGGCGGAAGCACAGACUGACAUUGAACCUUUGAACACCUAGGACGAAGGUCAAGUGAAGGGGGUCGAGGUGACGUCCCUUACUGGAGUUUGUGAUCGACGGAUACUCCCAAGUCGAUCCACCCAACACAUCCGGGGGCAUCAAGAGACUCUACGCCUCACCACGACCCAAGGCAUCAACGGCUCGACCCCGGACCAAAUUGGACGUUCGAUGACCUUGGGCUCGACGUUCAAGAAUAGACCGCGCAACAUCACGCAGCGAUACCAGGGUGCGAUGGCGUGCGUUGUCAAACAUUGAAAGCCUCGGCUGCUCAUCACGAUGACGUACGACCCCGAAUCACCGGGAAUCAAGGCUGCACUGGGGCCGAAUGACAAAGCAUGCAACCGUCCGGAUCUCAUUACACGAGUGUUUGAAGCCAAGUCCGGCAACAAGCGACAUGCAGGCUGUUUCGGCGAUGAAUGUAGGAUGAAUGGCUUUUGUUUCUUUGCGGUACUUCGUAUUGUGUUUUCUUAA